This is a messenger RNA of Fraxinus pennsylvanica, 435 nucleotides long. The record is from the annotation of a GenBank genome assembly. NCBI's taxonomy places the organism in Eukaryota, Viridiplantae, Streptophyta, Magnoliopsida, Lamiales, Oleaceae.
AUGGUCGCCACUACCGUUCGCCACCUAGUUACCGUGCAAGCUAUAGAGAAUGAUAUGGCCACUGACGGAGCCUCUUUGCCACUUCCUGAUGUGAUAAAAGCGUCAAUCUGCCGGGAUAUCGUGACAUUUGUUCACGAGGUGUACUCACCGUACCGGACAUCAUGCAUUUGGGAACAUGUGUCGUGGAGGUCGCAUGUUUGCUCCUACCAAGAUAUGGCGCUGCGGCAUAGGGCAGUGAAUGUUACACAGAAACGCCAUGCUAUGGUUUCGGCUAUCGCAGCAGCUGAUGUGACUUCACUAGUAAUUGCCCGUGGACAUCGUAUUGAGGAGAUUCUUGAGUUGCCUCUGGUUGUUUCUGAUUCCACUGAGGCACUGGAGAAAACAAACGCGACUAUUAAAAUCCUUAAGCAAAUUGGAGCUUAUCCCCGACGCUGA